AUGGGGUUGAGUCCGCCUCAAUAUCACUUGUUAGAGGCUUCUACUUUUGUAGACCCCACUUAUAGUGAAGUUGAUGCUUUAUUCGGAUUUGCUGCACAUUCAGAACAGCAGCCUGCCGACCAGGCUGUGGUGGAUUCGGCUCCAAUUCCUAAGCAGUCUCGCAUGUUGCCGGAUGCAAAGGGGAAAUUAAUCUACAUCGGACAAUCAGCCUCGCUCUCAUAUCUUCACAUCGUGCAGCGGGUGGCGGCAGAUUGCAUAGGGUCAUGUAAAUUCACAGAUGAUCCACAGCAGCAAUAUAUACUUGAGAAAGACUUUACAGGCCAUCUAGGAAGUUGCCCCGAGCCAGAGCCGGAACUAGAGCGAUCCUUAGGCCUUGCAGAGCAAUAUGAACUAGCUGUUAGUGGCGUCUUCAAUUUCUUCGACAUUUCUUACCUUCAAACCGCCAUCCCUCCUUGGGUCGCUGACCCUAACCGGCGAGAGAGACCGGAAACUCCUGUGAUAUUUUUGGCUCUCGCAAUAGGAGCCCUGGGACGGGCUGCUGACGAUGAAGAUGAAGAUAUUGCAGAGAGAUAUUUCAACUAUGGUCGCCAGCAAGCUGUCAUUCAUCUCAUGGACGACCCUUGUCUUAUGACUGUGGUGGCAUUUUCUUUGAUCAGUUAUUAUAUGCUUUCCUCCUGUCGGCGGAAUGGGGCAUUUACUAAUAUAGGAAUAGCUGCCCGUGCAGCAUAUGCACUAGGUAUACACCGGCAUGAGACAAACCGUGCUUUUGGUGGUGGCGCAAGAGAACGGGCUUGGAAGUCUCUCCGUGUCUGUGACUUGUUUCUGAGUGCAUCAAUGGGUCGUCCACCAGCAACAUCAGAAGCUGAUUGCAAUAUCCCGUGGUCAAAAUCGUUUGCAAGAAUGAAUAAUGAUGAUUAUAAAGACGACAGAUCUGUACCGACACAGGAGGACUCUGCAAUAUUCAGAAUAUGCCUGAUUUUUGAGCGCAUAUUAGUCGAAGUAUUCUCACGAAGAGCAGUAUCGCUUGACUUAGCAGGAAGCAUAUCGCAACAACACCGCCAAUGGACAGAAGAGCUACCGUCAAUGCUAAAAAUCGACGGUCUCCUAAGGAAUGAUACCAGCACAAAGGCAAGCAUUCAGAAACUAGGAACUCACAUCGUCACGAUGGCAUACUAUUACUCCAUUACGUUACUUUGCCGACCUUUUCUUUCUUUCCAUGUCGGUACUCGGCUCAAAAAGAACGGCAAUACUCAAGACCACAAGUCUUAUUCGGAUUUUAUCGCGACCUACUCAGAUGCAUGCAUCGACUCCGCCAUCAAAGGAAUAGCACUUGCUCACGAAAUAGUCUUUGAUGAGUCCAUGCCAAAACGCCAACCACUCAUUAUCAACAGUGUCUUUAUAUCUGCCCUUUGUCUAGGACAUGCAAUUUUUGGUGAUUAUGACCAGCGCGGCUGGCCACUCAAUUGUAAUCUUGACACUGCAAUCUCCAUUCUUCGAAAAUUAGGUCCCAAGAAUCCACAAGCAGCUCGGUAUUGUGAGAUUUGCUGCUAUAUGAAGGAAGCUGUUGGGACGUAUACGCACCGAAGAGCGGACACAUUAUUACCGAAUUUGAACGUGAGAUCUAUGUUUGGCGAUAUUCAGGCCAUACGGAUUAGAACUCCGGAUUUAUUAAAGGAUGUCGAUGCCGUUCAUGAUCGAGGCACCGAACACAUUUCUAUCACUAAUAGCCACACAUCAACAGCACAAAACAAGACCAUAGCCUAUAAUGAAAACACUGUCGACAAUAUCGCCGGCUCUACUAUCAUCCCACAGAGCUCUAUGGGCACCCCGGAGAGCUUGAUGCAUUUGGCAAGUCUCCCUCAUGAUGACAAUGACCUUCAUGAAGCAAUGAACAAACAUUAUGAUCCGUGCUCAAAUAUAGAUUCCGGAUCUUCACCAACUAUGAACAAUUUUGCCUUUAGCAAUACUUUGCCUCUAUUCUCAUUGAUAGACGAUAUAAGUCCAAGUCUAGGCGCGGAUCAUAGCGUUUUACUCGGCUAUAUUUAG
Talaromyces marneffei is the source of this 2046-nucleotide messenger RNA. RefSeq lists its product as uncharacterized. Gene Ontology annotation, molecular function: RNA polymerase II cis-regulatory region sequence-specific DNA binding; DNA-binding transcription factor activity, RNA polymerase II-specific; zinc ion binding. Gene Ontology annotation, biological process: positive regulation of transcription from RNA polymerase II promoter by galactose; DNA-templated transcription. The record is from RefSeq and is a predicted model, not a curated record. The transcript has 2 exons. Lineage: Eukaryota; Fungi; Ascomycota; Eurotiomycetes; Eurotiales; Trichocomaceae. Bases 1 to 2046 code for a protein of 681 amino acids. Gene Ontology annotation, cellular component: nucleus.